AUGGAGGCUUUGAAAGGUCAGACAGCUCUUAUCACUGGCGGUUCCAUGGGAAUUGGCGAGGCCAUUGCUGUUGCUUUGGCGGAGCAUGGUGUAAAUCUUGCUCUCAUAUCUCGAAGCAAAGACAAGCUUGAGAAAGUACGAGAGAAGAUCGCCUCAAAAUUUCCGAAUGUCAAAGUUGGCAUAUAUGCCGUGGAUAUCCAGAAUCAACCAGACGUUGAGAAAGCCGUCAAAUCAGCGAUAUCCGAGAUUGGCCAAAUCGACAUACUCAUCAACAAUGCUGGACUCGCUCUUGGUGCUCCUGCACGGUUCUGGGAAAUCCCCGUUGAUCAGGUUGCUCAAAUGUCCGGCACUAACAUCAACGGCGUCAUGUUCACCACCCACGCUGUGAUGAACCACUCAAUGUGGGAGAGGAAGAAAGGAACCAUCAUCAACAUCUCCUCUGUCACAGGCCUGGAAUGCCCGCCCUUCAAUGGCGAAGCAGUCUACCACGCCUCAAAAGCGUUCCUCGAGGGGUUCAGUAACAGUCUGCGGAUGGAAACAGCCGGUUCCGACAUCAAGGUGCUUGUGUUACGUCCAGGCGUCGUCGAAACCCAUUUCCAUCUUCAACGAGUUCAGUAUGACCAGGCUGCUAUGGAUGAGUUCACACAAGGUUAUGAGCCGCUCAUCGCCGAGGAUCUUGCCCAGUCGGUGUUGUAUAUGCUGAGCUUGCCUCCACGGAUUUCUAUCAAGGCUAUGGAUUGUGUUCCUACGGCCCAAAGGGCGUUAACUAACUUCGAUCGCGAAUGGAACUCUCGUCGAUAA
Messenger RNA from Fusarium sp. VM40, 801 nucleotides. The record is from the annotation of a GenBank genome assembly. Lineage: Eukaryota; Fungi; Ascomycota; Sordariomycetes; Hypocreales; Nectriaceae.